AGAUCCUUUCUCGAUGGGGCCGAGCCUGUUCAAUGGAGCGCAUGCGCACAACUCCGAAGGCGAGAUGGGCGGGGCUUGCUUCAAAGGAAGCGAGAGCGGUGGAAGUUCCCGGGUGACGUCGGUGGGCGGGGCGAGGGAAGGCGCGUGUCUGUCUCUGGGCUCAGAAGCAGAGUCCUCGCUCGGCGGGAAUCGGAGAUGAGUGACUGCCCUAUAACGCCUUCAAUGUGUGUGCGUUGCCUUGGCUACGGCAUGAUGAGGCAACUGGCUGAUUUUAUUGAUCCGCAGGAUGGAUGGAAAAAAUUAGCAGCAGAUAUAAAAGAUCCCUCUGGCGCAAACAUAUACAGCCAAUUGCACAUAAGGCGUUUCGAAGCAUUAAAACAAGUAGGAAAGAGCCCCACUUGUGAAUUGCUUUUUGACUGGGGGACACAAAAUUGCACUGUUAGUGAUCUAGUAGACUUGCUAAUCAGGAAUCACUUCUUCGCACCAGCCAAACUUUUGCUUCCAGAUUCCAUGAGGACAACAGACACUACAGUGCCCUUAUCUUUACAAGAAACUACGUGUUUGAAUGAAAAAGAAAAUCAAGUGACACCUGUAUUGCCUCUCUUGGUUCCAGAUAAAGGGAGCCUAACUUCAGUUUCUUGCAGCCCAAGUACAAAAGAGAGUUGCUUGCCUCUUAAUGAUUCAGUAUUGCAGAGCUUUUCAUUUGAUAAACUGAAAAGUCUUACAAAUAACUUUGAUGAUCGAACUGUGUCGGCUGGUGGCAACAAGAUUGGCGAAGGAGGUUUUGGAGUGGUGUACAAAGGAUGCAUUAAUGGCAGAACAGUGGCAGUGAAAAAACUUACUUCUGUAGGUUUCCUGUUAGUGACCGAUGUAAGUAUCGAAGACCUGAAAAAGCAGUUCGAACAAGAAAUCAGCAUUAUGGCAGAAUGUCAGCACGAGAACCUAGUAGAAUUGCUUGGAUUCUCAAAUGACUCUGAUCAGCCUUGCCUGGUUUAUGAUUAUAUGCCUAAUGGCUCAUUGCUUGACAGACUAGCUUGCCUGGAUAACACGGCACCAAUUCCUUGGAAAACAAGAUGUAAGAUUGCUUAUGGGGCAUCCAAUGGAAUCUGUUUUUUACAUGAAAAUAACCACAUUCACCGGGAUGUUAAAAGUGCAAAUAUCUUACUUACUGAGAACUUUGUGGCGAAACUGUCUGACUUCGGACUUGCAAGGGCUUCAGUAAGGUUGACGCACACUAUCCUAACAGACAGAAUAGUGGGAACAGCAGCCUACAUGGCCCCAGAAGCUUUGCGUGGGGAGAUAACCCCGAAAUCUGAUAUCUUCAGCUUUGGUGUGGUGUUACUUGAAAUAAUAACUGGACUUACUCCUGUGGACGAAAACCGGGACCCCCAAUUAUUGCUGUCUAUCAAAGAGGAAAUUGAAGAUGAAGAAAAGACGAUUCAGGAUUAUGUUGAUGAAAAGAUGAGCAGCUGGAAUAUUGCAUCCAUUGAACAGAUGUAUUCAGUUGCAUGCCAGUGUCUGCACGAAAAAAAGAACAGGAGACCAGAUAGUAAGACGGUCAGACAACACUUGCAAGACCUGCUGGCUGAGUAAGGUCUCUCCUGUGCUGUGACUUAAAAGCAAGUCCAUUGACGUACUGAGGCCUUGUGACCACCCUGUUCCCUAAGGUGUAAAAAACUAGACUCAACACAGGAUAUUGGUUUGGGAUCAAAUAAGGCCACAACUUUAUUGGUUACAGAUGUGAGUUUUGUCCAUAGGCAUUGGGAUAAGCAACUGCACGUCACUCCCACCCGCUGGGAGUGUUUCUAAGGGUGAAGCCGGGGAUGCCCUAAGACCUACGUCAAAUUGGGUGUCCCCCAAGUGGUUCUCAUUGGAGGAGUGGUAUGACCCUCACCCCAGCCUGGGCAUUGGGCAGGAGCCACUCUUCCUGGAUCCUUUUAACAGGAUACGCUUACCUGUGGAGGGGUAGGCAGAGGCUACAGCCUCCCCUCCAACCAAUACUAGGUUUACCCAAUGCCUAUCCGCCUUACGAAUUUGUGAUGCUUCCUAGGAGGUAGGCGAAAACCCAAAUGGUGAGGCCAGUUAGCUAAGUGCGGGAAAUUCCUGCCCGGCCCUUGAAAAUUAGGCCACCGAUAUUGUCCAUAGCAAGGUUGAACCAUCCCUGAAAAACCCUAAUCUUGAGGGAGGGAGGGUGGGUGGAAGGACCGGCGCGGCAAGAGAAAGGCUGAAAGGCCCCACCAGCCAGACGUUUAAACUUCCCCUGGGCGCAGCACAAAGGGCCACGAUUGGUUGGUUGGUCCCAUGCCCAGGGGAACGCCCAUUAACACUUACCGCCAUUGGUCCAUUUGGCAGGGAUGCAAUCUGGCCUGCGAUAGGCCGGUUUUCCAGGGCCUGCCUGCAAAGCCGCCGACCUGAUAAGGGGGCAAAUGGACUUAGAUGCUAAUUUUACAUUUGUAUUCCUGUGCCGUUGCUUACAAUUUCAUAGACUUCUUUAAAAAGGGAAUAUUGUUUUGAGGCCCGGUUACUUUGUCAUGGAUCUUGGACUGUACAAGAGGGACACCUUUUUGACAACCUUAUGUGUAUGCUGUUGUCCUUGCAAACUUAUCGCCCUCAAUUCUGCCUGCCUGCAGCUUGGAGAACACCACUGUAGGUUUGGCUCCUUCUCACUCAGUGGCCAUACCCCAUAGCAGAAAUCCAGGAGUCGAUACAUUCCUUAAGCAUCUCUGCUACAAAUCUGAAAUGUUUCUGUAUGAGCAGCUUUCUGAUCCACCUUGUUCUAAGCUCGUGUGUGACAUUCCAAUAACAAGAAGGUGCAAGAGCUGCACUAUUGCAUGCAAAUCCACACUAGCAGUUUAUGGUUUCCUGUUGGCAUCUAUUUGACUAAACUGCUUAAGAAAGUUGUCUGCAGCCGACUUGACAAUCUUGAUUAUCCCCCCCCCCCCCCAUCUUGAAAACUAUAGCUGCUGGAGCCCAUCUUCCGGACUUGCCAGUGUGCCUAAUCAAAAGUAAAUGGAAUCAAAGAGGAAUUGGGUAUACUUGCUGCUUCUGUAAUUGAUUUCUGAAAUAAUAGCUUAACACAUGCAAACAACUAAUAAUAAAAAUGAACAGCUGGGAUGGUCAAACAGCUCAAUGCUGGGAUGGUACUGUAGCUUCCCUGUCCCCACUUUCAAACUAUAUAAAAACAAUUGCUGAUGGUUUUAAUUGGGCAACUUAUUCCGAUUUGUGCCAGAUGCAGAAACGAGGCCAUUUUUAGCAGUUCUACCAAUGGUAAUUGCAGUCUGACUUUAAAAGGGAGCAAAGCAAACUUGGUGAGAUGAAACAGAAUAAGCAAAAGCUGCCUGUAGCGCGGGCAAGUAGAUCUCUAAGCUGUUCUCCUGUGGAAAAAAGCAGCAGCUAAUGAGGCUGCCGUUCGCAUAGCUCAAGCCAUAUAAAAGCAAGUGAAACAGGGGUGCCUAGAGCAACAGUUUAGCGAGAGCUAGGACUGCAUGGUCCAACACACUCAGCAUCCUGUGCCAGGUGAAAAAUCCAUUUUGUAAGCUGCAUAAAUGUGCUUGAGCCUUUGCCAACCUUGCUAAGUGGAGGAAAUGGCAAUGAUACAUGUCUGCUAUGAACAAUCCAGAUAUGUAUAUACCUGUGCUUCUGAUUCGGGGAUUUUUACCAGGCUUGCAAGCGUGCAGGCUAUACCAAAUUCAUGGUCUAAAAGAUGUUUUUGAAAAGGCUAUGCUAAUAUUCAGGAAGUGCUAAGCUCCUUGCCAAAUUACGUGCUCCAGCUGUGGCCUAAAUGGCUCUGUUGGCUCAUGAAGCCAAAGCCAAUCUUUUUCAAGAAGUAUAUUUCGCAGUUCUCAUGGGAACCAUGAAACUCUGAACCUGUUCCGCCAUUGUAUUUUUGCCAGCAUAAAGCCACAUAGGCAUACAAAGAUAACCGCAGAGUAUGUGAAUUGCCCUCUUUUUCUUCUUCUUCUUCUUCUUUGCACCAUUGUGCCUUCUGAAGAGUGCUAGAGAAUCAAUCCUACUUAUGAUGGCACAUCAACUUGGACUAUCAAACAACCAUUUUGUGCUGUCAAACAACUCUGCUACCCUUUUCUAAGAUGGAAGACACCAAAUACGCCAUGGACAUUGUAUUUUCCUUUUCAGUUCCUGUAUUUUCUUUUUCAGUUCUUGUUUCUACUUAAUGCAUAUGAUGACUUUGAGAUACAGUAUAUUCAUGAGACAAUGACUCAAGAGCCUUUAUAAAUUCAAAGUAGGUGAUGAAAGAAUUCAUUUAUUCAGCCAGAAGAUAACAUCUAAAAGAUGAACAUAAGUACCUAUAAUCAAAAUCAGUUUAUUCAGUACAUUAGUCUAACUGCAUAUAUCUUUUUCAAAGCAAGUUUUUUUCAUAAAUUAUUUUGCUAAAUUUUUCUAAUAUAUUCACUGCCCAUCUCCUAGUAUGUUAAUAUUUAAUUAACAGACACUCAGGGUUGAUCAGUGUAGAAUAAAUUUCAUCCCUGGCAUGCUUUCCUAGUAGAUUUUAUUUUGGUCUGGCGACUCAUUGAUUAUAGCAUGAUGGUGUGUCUGCCUAUAACCCCACUUCUGAAGAUACAUCAGGUGAGAAAUUACAGGGCAGAAACUCAACAUUGCAGUGGGUGAAAUGAUGCACUUCUCGUGCCUUUGUAAAUACAUGCAGGCAGUGGAGAACAGCACAGAGAAGAGCAGAAACCUCAUAAACAGAACUGCAAGACCUCAAGGAACGACACUCUCCAUAUGAACCUACCUGGACCCUGAGAUCAUCUUCCGAGGCCCUUCUUCAUGUGCCUCCUUCACAAGAGGUCCAGAGGGUGGCAACACAAGAACUGGCCUUCUCUGCAGUGGCUUCCUGUUUGUGGAAUGCUCUCCCCAAGGAGGUUUGCCUGUUGCCUUCGUUAUACACCUUUAGAUGCCAGGCAGAAACAUUCCUUUUUAUCCAGGUCUUUGGCCAACUAACAUCCUCUAUCCUUUUAAAUGUGCUUGGGGGAGGGAAGAUUGGGGAGUUAUUGUUUUGGUUUUUUUCUUGUUUUUGUUGUGUAUUUUUGUCUUGUAUUUCUGUGCUGUGCACUGCCCUGGGAUCUACAGAUGAAGGGUGGUAUACAAGUUUAAUAAAUGAUGAUAAUGUAUUUGGGGCCAGA
Messenger RNA from Podarcis muralis (Common wall lizard), 5141 nucleotides. Lineage: Eukaryota; Metazoa; Chordata; Lepidosauria; Squamata; Lacertidae. The record is from RefSeq and is a predicted model, not a curated record.